This is a messenger RNA of Nelumbo nucifera (sacred lotus), 1793 nucleotides long. Its product is annotated as protein CUP-SHAPED COTYLEDON 3-like. Lineage: Eukaryota; Viridiplantae; Streptophyta; Magnoliopsida; Proteales; Nelumbonaceae. The record is from RefSeq and is a predicted model, not a curated record. Gene Ontology annotation, molecular function: DNA binding. Gene Ontology annotation, biological process: regulation of DNA-templated transcription.
GGAUUUAUUAUUACUGCUAGGUGGUGAUGAGUGAUGACGAUAAUCUCUUCUCUCAUUUCCAAGCCGGCUGUUGUCCUCGUGUAAUUUCUCUCUCUCUCUGUGAAACUGAAAAGGUCGUCAUAAGUCAUAACAUGCUCACACACGCACGCAUAAAUCACUGCAACCAACUCGACAUUUACUCCUAAAUCCUCUUUUUUUCUUAGGUUUAAUUUCUAUACUUGUUGCCUGUUUGGGGCCCUUUCAAAGUUUCAGGUGCACUUUUGUAGGCCCUCCAUAGCUUUUAAUGAACCCAAAUCUGCCCACCCCUUAUUAAUAACUUUGCCCUAUCUUCGGUUUCAGUGCUUCUCUCUAUAUAUAUCUCCGCUCAUUCGUUUACAUUCGCUUUUACCCAACAAACAUACUCUCUCUCUCUCUCUCCUCCCUCCCCCUCUCUCCCUCUCUCACUCGAUAGCUUUUUGCGUCGUGUGCAGAGAGUAGCUAGCUAGCCAGUCACUGCGUCGAUGUUGGCCAUGGAAGAAAUUUUAUGCGAAGUGCAUGGAGAAGACACAAACGAGCAAGGUUUGCCUCCAGGGUUUCGGUUUCACCCAACUGAUGAAGAGCUCAUAACCUUUUAUUUGGCUUCAAAGGUAUUCAAGGGGAGCUUCUCUGGUGUCGACAUUGCCGAGGUUGACCUUAAUAGAUGUGAACCAUGGGAGCUUCCAGACAUAGCUAAGAUGGGGGAGAGAGAGUGGUAUUUCUUCAGCCUGAGGGACCGAAAGUACCCAACCGGGUUGAGAACAAACCGAGCAACUGAAGCUGGGUAUUGGAAAGCCACAGGCAAAGACAGAGAGGUUUACAGUGCUUCAAAUGGAGCCCUACUGGGAAUGAAGAAAACCCUAGUUUUCUACAAGGGCAGAGCUCCCCGAGGCGAGAAAACCAAGUGGGUCAUGCACGAGUACCGCCUCGAUGGUGAUUUCGCCUACCGUCACACGUGUAAGGAGGAAUGGGUGAUUUGCAGAAUAUUUCACAAGACAGGAGGAGAGAAGAAAAGCCCAUUUUUCCAAGCUGCUCACGGCUAUCUCAUGGAAGCUUGUUCAUCGUCCCCGUCGACUUGCUUGCCUCCACUGCUUGAACCCCCAACAACAGUGAUGGACGUUCAGUCCUCGAUACAAAGCCUCCAAAAUAAUUACUUGAUUCACCAAGAAAAUGGUGUCAAGAAUCUAAUAAACCCAGUUAGCACACAGACCCAACUUUUCCCGAUGAGUAGCAGUAGCUUAUUAAGACCCUCCUUUUCACCCACUACCAUAAACCCCAACAACCCAUCGCACUCCAUCCUACUCAAGUCGCUCCUCUCACAUCAAGAUUGCACUUUGAAGCAAGCCACUGUUCAGAAACAGUGCAAGACAGAGUCCAACUUUUCCCAUUUUCAACCACUAGAUGCUAACUUGCACUGGGUGGAUAAGAUUCACCAAAACCCCCUGUUUAUUGAGAUGGGUGUGGGUGGUCCGGGUGGAGGAGGAGGUGGUGGAGGCCCUGGACCUGGAGGGGGUGUGUUGGGGUUCACAGCUGUUGCAGACACUGUUCAUGAGAUGUCCACUUCAGUUGCUUUCAACAGGGCCGGCUUUCAGAUGAUGCUAGAUCCUCCCAUCAGAGGCGCUGGAGAAUCUGGACCCUAAGAUCUUUUAUAUACGUCCAUAGAAUCUAUUUGCUUGUACUGUUACUGUAGAUGUGUAAGUGUUCUUUAUAUGUAUGUAUUUUGGAGAUUUUCUGCACUUUUUACCAGUUAUUUUGUAAGAUGUUUGCCUUGGCCUCUC